Molecule: messenger RNA, 5507 nt
Organism: Poecilia reticulata (guppy)
Lineage: Eukaryota; Metazoa; Chordata; Actinopteri; Cyprinodontiformes; Poeciliidae
Molecular function (GO): metal ion binding; mRNA binding
Source: RefSeq, a predicted model, not a curated record
AUUCAGAUCCCUUUAAAGUUUUCACUCAGUGUUUCAUUGCAGGCAUUUGCUAAAAUAAAAAAAGUUUACAUUAUUCCCCCUGAAUGUACACUCAGCAUCCCAUCUUGGCAGAAAAAAACAGAAAUGUGAAAAUGUUUGCAAAUUUAUUAAAAAAGAAAAACUGAAAUAUCACAUGGUCACAAGUAUUUUUGACCAUGUGACAUGCAUGUUACACCAGGGGUCAGAAACAACCCAAGUAAUUCACAUAUACAAGUAAAAUUAAAGCAAAUUAGUCCAUAAGUGAAGUGUUGGGCAUACUAAGAUAUUCUUUAAUUUGUGACACUCUUUCCAUUUCAAAAGGAAAUCAGAGCAGAAAGAUGGCUGACCACAUACUUUAGGGUAUAUAGAUCUGACCAAUGGGACACACACUCAUGUCUGGGACGGUUUAACACACACUUUCAGGCAUUAACAAACACAAGUAUGCCCACGCAUAUGCACACAGAGACACACACUCUUAAUGGGGACCAGUUGGCUGGGGUAAAACAAAGCUUUUUGGAUGGCUUUGUUCUCAGCUGAUCACAUCUUUUCGAGGCGGCUUAGAGGUCUGAGUUGAAGUAUUAGAGACGUUUUUAGUAGAAAGAACAUUUAAAGACACAGCAGAAUGCUUUUCAAAUGUUACAUUCAUUUUUCUUUGACAAUUUUAAUGUGCUGACUGAAAAAAAAAAUAUAUUGAAUAGCCUCAUACUUUGAAAUGUUGUCACAAUCAUAACAUUGUUUAUUUAAUUGUAAAGUGAGUUCCCAUUUUCUCCCAUGAUGCCUAUGCUCCUUAGUAUGAGUUGUUGCAAACUGAAAUAGUCCUCACAACGUUUGAGACAACUGUUUGUGAGCAUGAAGCUUGUGAGCACGCUCCUGUAAAUUCCCUGUAAUGCCAGAGAUCUGAUAGUUUCCCUCCUAGUGAACCUGUCUGGAUGUGUCUGUUCUGCCUUUGUAAAAACAAGCCUUCUCGCCUCUGAUGGUGGUGAGAUUAGGUUUUCUGUGGCUUCUAGUUAGCCACAGGGCUAACUAGAAGUCCUGUGGUGUUUUUCCAAGUCUGGAUUGCAGGUUUAUAGCCAGUGGAAGCUCCUAGGUACACUGAUGUCAAAUUUUAACCUGUGAUAAUAUGUAUUUCCUUUGCCAAAGUUCCAAGACAGAAAAACAAACACGUCUGUGUGUGAAAGUGUGACUUAUAUUUUCAUGGCUCUGCUCAGCUGCAGUGGAAAUUUUCACACAUCUGCCUUUGCCUUUGAAAUCAAAGACGUUGCUUCCUUUCAUCUGUCUCAGACUGUUAGGCUGUCUCCAGAGGCAGUCGUUCCUAACCAUAUGUCCAGGUGUCUUCUUAUCUGCCUGUUUUCUUCUGUUUCUGUCUGGUGUGAGACUACACACUUCUACAUUUCUUCAGUCUAUUUAAUGUAGCUCUUUGUUUUCAGGUUUCUUGGUGUGGCAAUGCUGUUAUAUGCAUGGGACACCUUCUUUGAGACAAAAAAGCUCAAAAAUAUACAGUCAUAUAUUGGCUUAUCUCAAAAUCAGUAAAAAAAAAAGCAUAUGCAGUAAUAUUUUUUUUUUCUGUGGCUACAAUGUAGCUUAACACCAUCAGGGUGUAAAUGUGGGAAUGUAUAGGAUAAUUAACUACAGACUUGAUAAAGCACUAUACAAAUACAGGUCACCAUUGUUUUGGCAACGCUAUGCUAACUCAAUUAUAGGAAGAACUACUAACUUGGCAGUCGAUGACACUCGAGAAAGACGGUAAGCUACAAAUGAUCAUUAAUAAAAAAAAAACAUCUGGUUGUUUAUGAAUAUUAAUUGAAAGUUGGGUGGAAGGAAAAAGUGUGGCAGAAAAGGAACACUAGUAAAAGGGGAAAUCAGGAGCCCUUUCGGUGAUUUUGAAGCAAGAGCCCAUCUGAGAUAUUCACAAAUCAAACCUGUAUUCACCACACUGAAAUGUAUAUCGCACAACUGACUGCAACUUCUUCAUUCACUGUGCUAAGCACACUUGUGGACGGGGAUAAUGAGAAAAAAGAUAUGUUUUGCCUUUUUGUUUUUUAAGAUUAAAUAAAAUGUUGCAUCUGGAAAUUCAGAGAUGAUUUGAGUCAUGUUCAAUGCUGCUGUUAGUCCACUGUGUUUUGUGGCACUUCUUGCUUCCUCCUGCCAUCUUCCAGUAGGACUCGGCUGUUUUCAGUUAUUGGUGUCUAAACUAAUAACCACAGUUUCAACGUGUUUGAUUGCGCAGCAAAAUGGGCUUAGAGAAUCUAUGGAGUUCUGUGAGAUCCCAAAUCUAACAAUGCAGAUGAGCUGAAAGUUCCUAUUAAAUCAACCUGGGUUUCCUCAAUAUCUCAACAGUCUCCUUCAUAUGAACUCCGGAAAAGUAAAUAAACACAUAAUUUUGUCCAACAAGUUUUGCUUCUUGAAUCAAAGCAGAUCGCUGAUUUGGUGUCCUGCAUACGUUCAGACUCCAGUGGGAGGAGCCAAACGGCGCUGUUAGGUUUUAAAUCCACACGUGGUCUCCGUCUCAGGGCUUGUUUAGCAGCAACGACGCACUGCUGAAAACUUCUGACGAAACUCAUGCCAGCGCACUGCACACGUCCGCCGCAGCAGGGGUAAACUGGACCACACAGAGGCGAGAAUGCCAUCUCACCCUCUCAACCAGUUUUCCGAGCUGGAAGACAUAAUGAGCAAGCAUUUUCUCAGUCUUGACCUUGGAGAGCAGAACAGACCGUCCCCCUCUGUGAACCUGGCCAUGACUUCUCCAGGUUACGCCGGCGAUCUGUGCAGAAGUUCCUCGUUCUCUCUGUCCAGCCUCCCCGCUGACUCAUCAGACGGCCUGUUUCUGGCCUCCAGCCAAUGGGGGCAGCCAUCAGAAAGCCUGUCGCCCUCCCAGCUUGCUGCUAACUCCAACCAGUGGGGAAAGUUUGGUUUUCUCUCCCAACGCUCUGUCAGCCUGGUGGAGACGAGGAGCAUGCCGGCGGCAAGCCUAGACUGGCCCAGCACUGAACUGAAGACGUCCCAAAGCGACCUGAGCCCCACCGCCUUGCAAGCCGCUGGCUCUUCGUCAUCCAGCUCCUCGUCGCGCUACAAAACCGAACUUUGCAGAUCUUUCACAGAGAACGGCCUGUGCAAGUACGGCGGGAAGUGCCAGUUCGCCCACGGCCCGGAAGAGCUACGCGAUCUAAACAGACAUCCUAAGUACAAGACUGAGCCUUGUCGCACCUUCCACACCAUCGGCUUCUGCCCGUACGGGAUCCGCUGUCACUUUAUCCACAACAAUGAGGAGGAGAAGAAGCCCACCUUUUCCCGCUCGUCCUCGUCGUUCUCCUCCACCCUUAACGUUUCUCAACAGCCAGCAGGCUCCUCCUCUUCCUCGUCCUUGCGCUCUCACCGGCCACCUCUGGUCAGGCAGAGUUUUAGCUUUGCCGGCUUUCCUUCCGCUCCUCAGCAUGUCCUCCAGUCAGUCCUGACCGGCCACACGCCUCCCCCUGUUGCCCCCACUGCCACCUCGUUUACAUGCGGCUCAUCAGGCUCCCCUGCUUCCUGUGCCGACAUCACCGACCUCCUCUCCAGCGCCUUUCUGGAGAUGGACUCCGCCUUCGAGGCGUCCGGCAUCCAGCAGUGCCAGCCCUCGGCGGGCCACGUUGCCCAAACCGACCUGCGCUCCCCCUUUCUGCCUUCCCCCGACUCAGGCUACUCCCCCAGUGGACUGUCGCCCACCAGCUCACCCUCCCUCCGACAGAGCCCCAGCAGCACCGACCAUCUCCUGGGGUCGCUUGGCGCCCGCUCUCUGUCUUAUACCUCCCUGUCAGAUCAGGAUCAGGACGGCGGCAGCUCCACCAGCUCCCUCAGCAGCUCCGAGUCGUGCGGGGGGAGCAACGACAGCAACGGGAAGCGCUUGGCGGUGUUCAGCCAGCUCUCUGUCCCAUAGGAUUGCUGCUGGCUUCUGCCUAAAAGCAGCAGAGGUCUUUGAAAUGAAAUGUUCUCACCUUUAACUUCAGUAUAUUUUCGCCUGACUGACACAUAAGACGUUCUUUACAAACUGUGUGGCAUUAAAGGAGACGAGGACUUGAUGGCAGACUCAAAACACUUUAUAGAGAUUUCCCUGUCUAGAUUUAUGUGGCUAAAUUAUUACCCCAACAUGCACAAGCCACACUGAUGCGUAAACUAAAGCAUACAUAUCACCGUAGUAGUUUUACAUCAACAAAUAUGCUUUUAUUCUUUACGUAAAUAGUUUAUAUGUGCCAUGAAGACAAACGGCCAAACAAAAAAACCAAAUCAGUGUGAUACGAUUGAUUUGCUAAACCGCACAAUCAUUCACUUGUCUAAAUGUUUCAUGAAUGGUUUGCAGUAUGUGACAAAGCCAAAGAGGACAUGUUUUUGCAGCUCAGACUUCCUAAUUACGGUCAAACAAAUGGUGGCCAAUGUUCAGGAGUUUGCUCCAAUAACUGUACACAGUAUUGUUUAUAAGCUUGUGAAAUAGUUUUGUUUUUUUUCUUUGUAAAUGUGCAGUCUGAGGUUAUGUUUAGAUUACUGGCCUUAAACCUGUAAGUCAGAGGGUUGUCUGUUUUCUUUUUUUUUUUUUUUUUUCUUUUAAACUAUGUGCCUGUAAUGUUUUUAUCGGGUCCUGUUACGUUGUUGAGCCAAGAUUCUGAUUUGUUUGGAGAGAUGGAAAUGGAGUCUCAUCCUUUUUUCUUUUUUUUUUUUUCUUGGAAGCAUUAAUUCAAACUGUCUUGGUAUGUGUUGCCAGCUUGUGGGCGCUAGUUGCAGGCCUAACCAGCAAGUCUAAGCUACAGUUUGAAGCAUAAACGAGAUGCCAGCUAUUGGCAUUUGGCUUUAACAUAUUUAAAUCAAAUCCUUCUUAACAGCUCUCGUCAAACACCUCCAUUUUAGGUGCUAAUGGUGUUUUUUGAAUUGAUCUUUGACACAGACGUUGCUAUUAGUGAGUCUUUGUUUUUCUUUUUAUGUUGUCUUUCUUGCUCUCGUCCACGGGUGCACCGUUACAUCUUCAUCAAAUGUUUUAGUGAUUCUCGUCUUGUUGCAUCUCUCCAUCAUCCAGUGUUAAUCCUUGCUGUUACGGCUUCAUUCUGUUCUCCUGAUAAGAUCCACUUGAAAUGUGUCCGUUGCCUUACUGAAUUAGAUCCGGCAUACUGUAGAGGUUUAGAGUACGUAUGCUUAGUGUUCUAGAAACAUUACUCGGCUGUAUUUUUUUUUUUGUUUUUGUGUGUGUGUGUGUGUGCGUGUGUGUUUACAGUAGUUGGUUAGACGAACAGGCGUCGUGACGUUCCUGGUCUAUUUAAGAAUCGCCUUUUUCGUCGACAAGUUUGAGACCUGUUUAGAGAUAAAGGUGAACAUCUUUAGUAAAUUAAUUUCUUUAAUUUAUUUUAACGUAUUUAUAGAGGACUUCUCAGUUAAUGCUUGUAUCGAGUUUAAUAUAUUUGGGUUUCUUCUGCCUUUUUCUACUGAAAAUAAAGUUUUUCUUUUUUUAAAAAUAGCUUGUUUCUUUG